Lottia gigantea (owl limpet) is the source of this 472-nucleotide messenger RNA. RefSeq lists its product as hypothetical. The transcript has 3 exons. The coding region runs from base 13 to 384 and encodes 123 amino acids. The record is from RefSeq and is a predicted model, not a curated record. Lineage: Eukaryota; Metazoa; Mollusca; Gastropoda; Lottiidae.
AAAUAAUUCAGAAUGACUUUGGCUACAUUUAUAUUCAUCUUAUCAACUGUGUGCACCGCUACUUCCCAGAUGAUGCCUGGCAUGGGAAUGAACCCAGGCAUGGGCAUGAAUCCUGGUAUGGGCAUGAAUCCUGGUAUGGGCAUGAAUCCUGGUAUGGGCAUGAAUCCUGGUAUGGGAAUGAAUCCUGGUAUGGGCAUGAAUCCUGGUAUGGGAAUGAACCCUGGCAUGGGUAUGAACCCAGGAAUGGGAAUGGGACCGACAGGGAUGUGUCGACAGUUGACUCAGAGAUGUAAUCUAAGUGAUUUGAAAUGCUGCCCAGGAUUUAGUUGUCAAUCCGAAGGAAUUUCAUCAUCCGUCAGAUAUUGUAGAGCUGUCACUGGUUAAAACGUCAAUGUAUUCAGUUUGUUGGUAGUUUGCAGAUGAAAAAUACAUUGUAAAUGUUUUUUUUCUAUAAAUCUUUAUCGUGAAUCUU